This is a messenger RNA of Carya illinoinensis, 1926 nucleotides long. RefSeq lists its product as uncharacterized. The transcript has 5 exons. NCBI's taxonomy places the organism in Eukaryota, Viridiplantae, Streptophyta, Magnoliopsida, Fagales, Juglandaceae. The record is from RefSeq and is a predicted model, not a curated record. The coding region runs from base 285 to 1850 and encodes 521 amino acids.
UCCUCCCAAAGUACCCUUUACGGAGCAGUACUCUUUCGCCGAGAGCAGGUUGGCUGGUUGAUCGCAUGUGAGACAUUUGUAACAGUAUUUUGGAACGUGGUUCUCUGUAGUCAAUACUUUUUCCUUGUUCAGCUAUACUGUUUUCACUUCGUCGUCAGACGCUUUUCUCGUGACAGUGUUUUAUUCCAUCAAUUUAACUGUUGUAUAACAAGCUUUCACAUCAAUCAUAUAUUUGAUUUGUCAAGCAGGCUUACAAAAUAGACCUGUUCGUUCAUAGAUUUAAAAUGGUGCAGACAGGCAAACCACCCACUCAACAUACACGAGACUCUUCGGGUGAUUCGUUAGUCUCCAGUGAUCCCUCUAACCUCAAUCCCAUGACCAUGAAUCACACAAGCCCCAAAUACUUCCAAGCUCAAUCCGUAUUUGCAUCUAAUGGGGAAUCUGCUUUUCAAGGCAGCACAACCUUCAUUGGGAAAAGCAAAGAUAAUCCCUUUGUAGACACAUUCCUCGACCCACUUUGCAAGCUCAAUCUCAAAGAGACCUCUGAUUUUGUCAAGUCAUUUCCAAUGGUAAACAACAUCACGGAAGGUGGAGGGCUUCUUGAGCUUUCGGCUCAGAGGGGGAGAGAGGGAGUAAGCUCGGUCACUCAGAGGAGAGUGGAGGCUCCUUCGACUCCUGGUAGACCUGUUUUCAGCUUCAGUUUCGGUGAUCAUUUAAGAAAAAACUUCCCUUCAAAGUGGGACAACGCAGAGAAAUGGCUGGUGAGCAGCUCUUGCCAUGACUCUCCUGCCCACUCCAUAAAGCCACCGGAGUCCUCGAAGAUCUGCAGACAGUCUGAUAGGUUUAGGCAACAAGUGGAGGUCUUUGCAGAGACAUCAAAGGUCUUUGCAGAGACAUCAAAGGUUAUUGAGGAAAAGGUCUCAAAAGUAGUUUCAAGCUUUCAAGGUUCUGCAUCUUUGGACCAUCAUUACUUAAUUUACUCGGUCAGAGCUCUCAAUGAGAUCUCAGCUUCAACGGAUAUAUUACUAAAAGAUAAGUACACGGACGACAUAGAAACCAUUUUUCCCAAUUUCAGAUACUCGGAGCCCACUGAAGAAGAAUUCUUGUUCAAAAACAAAGCGGCUGGAAGCAUGAAAGAUGCCUGCACAGACGGGGUUUAUGAGGUGCAUCACCGAGAUGCUGGGACGGAGAUGACUCCACUCGGCAGUUCUACUACUACUUCUAGGUGCCACACGCCAUUGAAGAGCCCAUCCCCUGCCCUGCAUAACACGCCUGCAAAUAGGUCAGGGCCAUUGACCUUGGCGAACUCUGGCAGCACCGACAGCACCAUUGACGUUGCACAGCUGCAAGAGUGCCAUUUAGCCAAACUACAACUUGGGACGCAAUACGACUCGGUCGCGUCGAAUUGGAGCUCAAGGGAAGAGGAGGAAGAAGAAGUGUCAAAGAGCCUCAGACAUUUCGAUACAGAAAACAUGUGCAGGAAAAGUGCUUCAGACUCCAGAGCUGCCGCGUGGAAAGAAGAGGAAAAGACCAAGUGCUGCCUCAGGUAUCAAAGAGAAGCAGCAAAAGUUCAAGCUUGGGUGAACCUUCAAAAUGCAAAAGCAGAAGCUCAAUCAAGAAAGCUUGAGGUGAAAAUACAAAGGAUGACAUCAAACUUGGAAGAGAAGUUAAUGAAGAGAAUGGCAGUUGUUCAUAGAAAAGCUGAAGAAUUGAGAUAUGCAGCCCAGCAGCAACACUCGGAGCACAUGCGGAAAGCCAAUGAACAAGCACGUAAGAUGAUGAACCGGCAUAACUCCCAUUUUCCUGGCCACAACUCCUGUGGUUGCUUUCCUUGCAAUAACUAUCAUUGAGCGUUAAACAGAAGGCAAAUUCCCCAUUGUACAACGUGCAUUUCAAGUCUCUUAAUGAAGAGAAGACUACUGGUCA